GUUAAUAAACAAUUAACAUCAUGAACUUAGAAGACUCAACCCUAAAUGUAAUCCUUCAUAAAUUAUUGGAUCGGUUCAUUAAUUUGUUUGAGAGAUAUGCAGAAGACAAUAGAAUUGACUCACAGAAAAUAUAUUGUGAAAUUAUUAAAAGAAGUUCUGAGGUUGGUCAUGAGCUGAAAAGGAUGGCAUUCAGUUCUCAAGCAGGAAUCAAGACAGCUGAUUCUCAAGACUUGGAGAAUGAGUUGAGUGUCAAACUUGAACUUCUAGUGGAUAAAUUUUCUUGUCAAGAUUUUUUUGAAUCUGCCUGUAACUUUCCAGAAAUAUCUUUUGAUUACCAUUUAUCGGACGAAGAUGUUCAUAAUUUUCUUUACAUCGUCAUUAUGCAACAGGGCAAACUUUUGAAACCAUCAUCAACUGAACUAUCAAAUAAAUUUGGAUUUCCCCUCACGGCAUCUCAGUUUUUAACAAAUAUUACAAAGCAUAAUUCCAGUUUUGCGAAGACUUUUGAAUUCGGAGUAGAUUGUGAACACUUCUCCUCAUCGGCACAGUUUCCAAAAGAGCAGCUAGUUUUUGAAAAUGACCUUGUAGAAUUACAGAGCUUAUUCAGUGCAGAUCUUCCUGGUAAAAGCCUAAAUUCUGUUAAUGCACAAUCAUUGCCCAAUACUGAAGACAGAGUGUUUGGCAAUGGCAAACCAGGGGGUCAACACUGGAAGAAAUGGCCUCCUGAAGAAAGACUGAGUGUUUCAUCGUCGCAAACAGAUUUUUCCGAUUCUGCAUCUGUGGACUUCGAAUUAUUUUGUAAUGCGCCGGCAGAUGAAGAAAAGAAGUUUUUGAGCUGGGAACAAUGUUUAGGAGGAUUUCUCCCGAACCACCUGUACACGAGCGAACUGAGUCCUGAGGAGGCUUGCCACCUGGCAAUUAAAGAAUCUCAAAUAUACCACUCCCUCUUUGAUCCUUACAACACCAUCUCUGAAGUCAACAUGGUGCAACAUGCUUUGGACUUGCUGAUAGGGAUCCCAUCCAGUACUUUUCAGUUAAAUGAUGUAGGUUUAUUUGAACUUAAACAAGGGAUUCACCUUCCAAAUUGCUCGACUGGAAGCACUUGCGGAGUAAUGUCAGAUUUAGUUACUUCUGGAAAUAUAUUUCAUAUGCUUCAGAAUUGGUGUGGCGACAUUCAUCCUUCUAUAGAUGGAUUAAUAUUGACUGGCUUGAAAACAGGUGUGAAAAAAUGUCUUUCCUUGUAUACGGAAUACAUCUUUUCUGUAAAGAUGAAUACUCCAAACAUGAGCUUGCUGAAGAUGGAUGUCUUUAAAAAUGCUCAAAUAAUAAAUGCACUUGGAAAUAUAUGUGGAAUCAAUCUGAAGACAUACUCUUUCAAUGGUGUUUCAAAAGGCUUUAAUUUGUUUCAUCAUUUAAGAUCCAAGGUCGUGGGGCAUAAACAUGAAGAUUACGCAAUUAUCUUGCCAGUUCUUCUAAAGUAUACAUACAAACCAUACUUAAACUUUCUCAAUAAAUGGAUGACAGAAGGAAUUUGUGAUGAUCCGUUCAGUGAGUUUCAAGUUAUUGAAGAUCCUAGGUACUUAAAUUAUCGAGAUUCUCUAUUUUGGAGAUAUGCUUACAUAGAAAAUGUGGAAAGUCCAGAACGAAAAAUACCUCCAGAAUUCAAGAAAUUUUCUCACGGCAUUUUGAAUUGUGGAAAAAGUAUAAGGCUCUUGAAAAUGUGUUGUUCCGAGUUACCUAGUCUGAAAUUCAUUUUCCAUCAUCCUCUGCCAUCGCUGUCCAUGAUCUUCUCGUAUCAUGCCGCUGCUCACAGGGACUUGGAGUGCACGAGCUACCUCGAGCACAUGGAGGAGAUGGAAAAGUGUGUUGCCAUGAACUCCACAGUAUGGGAGGACCAGGGGUACCUCGACAGUCAGUUGUGUUUAUCCGAGAGAGCCGUGAGAAGAAAUGUGCUAGGAAAGUGGAAAACUCUUGUGUCUACUGCAACUGCAUUUAAUAGUGACCUCGAACAUCGAGACUCUGAUCAAGAUGACCACUCGUGUUCGUCCAUCAAAAGUCCUAGUUUGUCAAGACCUAUCAAAAGGUUCAAGUCUCUUGACACCUUAAUUCCCCAAAGAGAAGAGUACGGUUUUAGUGGCCUUGCCAUGCAUGGUGUUGGAACUUUGUUUUCUACCUGUGGUCGUGUGGAAAGUACUUUUAGCCCCGAGAACACCGAAAUAUCUGGAGACUCGAAUCUUAAUGAAAUUCACCUGUUAAAGAGCGUGGGCAUUCAGUCCUGCUUCGGCAGCACAAAAUUCAACUCUGCAUUCCUGUGUACGAGAUCUAACGAAGAAGUUAAAUGUAAAAUGCUAAUUCAUUCAAAUGACUGUGCCCAAGCAAAUGAUAACUCAGGAGCAUCAAUUCCUUGUGAUACCAGUAAAUGUGAUGAAAGUGUUGAUGAUGUUGACCAUUAUAUUGUACCUUCAGGAUCAUUUGUGGACAAAUUGCUUUCACUGCUGUUGAGCCAGUAUGGGGACUCUAAAGAAGAAGUGUAUUCUUUCCUUCAAUUUUAUUCAUUCCACAGCCUAAUGGUGCAUAAUUUCAGCUCUGUGCUGGAUAUGAGAAUUCACUUAAUUGAAAAGAUGGUGCUGAAGUAUAUAGUGCAGGAUCUAGGUUUGGAUUGUGUUUUGAAGCGUCUGAGAGACAUCUAUUUCUUUCUGGAUGAAGGUUUUUGUCAGUCUCUUUGUUUACAGUUAUUUGAUUUGGUUACCACCUGUAGAACUCCGUCCCAGUUUGCAAAUUGGGCUCAUCUGAAUGAAUUGCUCUCCAAUGCCGUAUCCAUGUCAUCCAAUGGGAAUGAAAAUUUUGUCGAUUCCAUCAGUAUCAAUAUUGUUUCUAUUCCAGAAAACAUGCCUUUGAGUCGAGGAGAAUUUUUGAAAUUGUUCUAUGUUCAGUUUGAGGUGUCCUGGCCUCUGAAUAUUAUCGUUCACAGUGCAUGCAUCAAGCAGUACAUGAAUAUUUUAUCAAUGCUGCUCGAAAUCGAAUACUUGUGUUGGCUCCUCGGAAAGUGUUGGAAGCUGUUAAUGGAAAAAGGGAAAGACCUUCAUUUAGAAGAUAAUUCCCAAUACAGGAAGAUUUUGUUCUGCAGAUUUGACAUGGAUCGAUUCAUUAACGUGAUACAGAACAGCAUCCGUGAGCAACUCCCUGGCCCCCUGUGGGAGGACUUAAUGAAAGGACUACAUUCUGGAAAGAUGAGCAUAGAUGCAUUGGAAGAGUUGCACCGUCAAUACUUGGAGAAAGCGUUAGCCAGGUGUUUCCUGACCGAGGAAACCAGAGUCUUGCACGAGCUCGUCUCCGUCAUGUUUCGGCAAGUGUACAAGUUCUGUAGCGGAGUGAUGGACUGCCAGUGGCGAAUGAAUUCUACCACUGGAGCACACGAAACACCCGGUUACAGAUAUUUGUGCACUGCAUUUUCCAUUUAUAAGCAGUACCAAAGCGUGUUUCUGGAGCUGUGGAUUGAAAGCUCCUGCAUUGCAACCAGGAACAACAAAGGAAGCAUUGACGAAGAAGUUUGGACGACAUUGGGACAGCGCCUAUCAGGAAUUCCUGGAAUCGAUAAAUGAAUUCAAAU
Uloborus diversus is the source of this 3610-nucleotide messenger RNA. RefSeq names its product gamma-tubulin complex component 6-like. The record is from RefSeq and is a predicted model, not a curated record. Gene Ontology annotation, molecular function: microtubule minus-end binding; gamma-tubulin binding. Gene Ontology annotation, cellular component: equatorial microtubule organizing center; gamma-tubulin complex; centrosome. NCBI's taxonomy places the organism in Eukaryota, Metazoa, Arthropoda, Arachnida, Araneae, Uloboridae. Bases 21 to 3602 code for a protein of 1193 amino acids. The transcript has 26 exons. Gene Ontology annotation, biological process: microtubule nucleation; spindle assembly; mitotic cell cycle.